ACUUCAAAUUCCCAUACUACAGUAUGAGAGUCCUUUAGUAUCCCGUAUAUUGAACUUUCAACAGUACCAUGAUAUGAAGUAAUAAAAGAAAGAAUAAUCUAACAGAUAACCUAUCCUUUCCACAUAUUUCUAAAAGUGCACUAAAUAUACACAACUUGGAUUAAAAAGUGGGAGGGGGGCAUUGGUUGCAUCAGAACUUGCCAAACAACUUUGUCCGCUUGACCAGACUAAUUCAGGAAAUGACUCCUAAAAAACUUGUAUCUUGUACAACUCGUGUGAUCUGUCGUAUGUAACCUGUGUAAUACAGAAGUUGGAGACAGUGCCAGCUGGACAUGAUGGCGUGCAGGUUGGCGUCUUGUCUGAUGCAAUGUGCGCACGUGCUCGCAGUUGUCAUCAGUGUGGUGUCUGCCCAGUCCUGUGCAACUCAAUGCCGAUGUGAAGGUACCACCAUGGACUGCAGUCACGGAGCUCUUCCAGCGUUCCCAACAGAUCUACUCAUACCGUCGUCAACAAAAAUCUUAUUGAUGAACGACAAUCUGAUGACAAGAGUUCCUCCAACUCCUGCCAUUCCAAACCUGCUGGAACUGAACCUGGAAGACAACUUCAUCACUGAACUGACACCGACUUCUUUCCGAUUGCGACCAAAUCUUCAGAUCCUUCGUCUUGGAGGCAAUAAGAUCAUUGAUGUCUCCAAUUCUGCUUUCGAUGGACUAUCCCAACUCGUGAAACUGUAUCUGAAUCGUAACAACAUCGAAACGAUAGAAGCGUUUGGAAGUUUGUCUGGUCCAAGUAGUUUGGAGAUGCUGGACUUACAGAGAAACAAACUCACGUCUAUAUCGAUCGGCACGUUCACAGGGAUCCCGCUGCUUACGGAGCUCAACCUGUCGUCUAACAACAUCUCGAAGAUAGAGGAUGGGAGCUUUGGUCGUCUCAAGAAGUUACGUGUCCUGUAUCUGAAUUCCAACCAAAUCCUUAAACUGACCAACGCGACAUUCUUUGGUAUGUUCUCCUUAACCCGUCUAACUUUGAGUAAUAACAAGAUACAGAAUCUGCCAGAUAUGGCCUUCAAUAGUGCCGGAUCGCUGGAGUUUCUGGACCUGACAUCUAACAGCAUCUCCACAAUUACCCAGUUAACAUUCUCUGGGUUGUUGAAUCUUACUGCUCUGUCUCUUAGUACAAAUAACAUCAGCUCUGUUGAGGACGGCGCGUUUCGAGAUCUGGUCAAACUAAACUCAUUGUCCUUGUGGGACAAUAAGCUGCUAGACAUCUCAGCGGCAACUUUUGUAGGUCUUGCUCCUGAAGAUAGAACAGACAACACAGGUCUGGAGGUGCUGUACCUCGCUGGCAAUCGCCUCACCACCAUCAGGAAGGAUGAUUUUGCCAGGCUCACAAAACUGACGUUUUUGACGCUAUUCCGCAACGAUAUUACCAAUGAGGGACUCGAAGAUGGUUCAUUCGCCAAUCUUGGGAACCUUGUCUAUCUAAGUCUUUACGCCAACUCCUUGACCAACAUUUCUGCAGCCACAUUUGAAGGGUUGGUGUCUCUGGAGUCAUUGGGUCUUGGAAACAAUCAGAUUCGAAACUACCCACCGUUUGCUUUUGCCAACAUGCCAUCUCUAACAACCAUCAACCUAUCCAGCUAUGGCUCCACCAGAUUCACCUUGCAUCCUGAUACGUUCGGCAACCUAGCGGCACUCCGUCAUCUGAAUAUUGCUGGUGUAACGAGCGUCUGGCCGGGUGUGUUUCGACACCUUCCUUGUCUCCAAACUGUGUGGAUGGGGGGCUUGCUUACCUGCGACUGUGAUAUACUUGAUCUAGCGACAUGGCUGAAUAGGACAGCCGUGACUGUUCGACCGUUUGAUACCUCGCCCAACCCUGUAGCUUGCGCGCGCCACAAUCCAAGUCACCUGAGGGGAGUACCAGUCAUGAACCUACGAGAGGAAGACUUGCGUAUGACGUGCCCAGCGACAUCCGAACCCACAACAACGCAAUCUACUGUUCAGAUCUGCCCAACACCCUCUCCUACGACUGAAGUUAUGACGUCUUCUCUUGCCACAACUCCGAAACCAACAACACCCCUUCCCUCGUCCUUUAAAACUGCACAACCAGGAACCUGCCCCGGCCCACAGGACGUCACCAUCCAAAACGUACAGGAAUCUCGUACCGACAUUCAGUGGUCUCACGGAGGUAAAGCCGUUAGUACGGACCUGACAGGAUUCGCCAUUCAGUACCAAAUCUUUGGUCACCAGUCGUGGAUGACAACACAAGAGAUUCACUCGCGUGGCCGUUACUUCACCAUAAAUGAUCUCCUUCCUGACACGCCCUACCAAGCCUGUGUGGCCGUUCUCUGCAAGGAUGAGCUGAUACAGCCAGGACUGGACCACUGUGUGUCAUUUACAACGAAAAGCCCAUCUUCUGCGACAUCUCAGCUAUCACAGACAACAAUAGUAGGCUUGGCCGUUGGCAUCCCCUCCUUGCUCAUUAUCCUAGGCCUUUUGGCAGCAGUCUUCUGGAAGAUGAGAGGGCGAUCCUCUUCGGAUCAUGACGCCGGUUACACACCUGAACGCCCUUACCGCCAGGAUCAAACCAGCACUGGCGGUGCAGUUGGUUAUCAGGGAAAUGAGUACCAAACCUCAGAUGAGCACGCAGCUGGCGGUUUUACCAACGACUCGUAUCAGGACUUCGGCAAAGAUGCGGACAUGCUGAACUCAACAGGAACAGACGAUGGUCACUAUGCAUCCAUUCCUGGUUUGAGUCAGAACCCAACAUUCUCUUCAAGCUCAUUCAAGAACCCUGCGUACGCUCCGUGAAAGUAUGAACGACAACAUCUAUAGUACAGUCGACGGCAACUCACUUCAAGACGUAG
Branchiostoma floridae (Florida lancelet) is the source of this 2866-nucleotide messenger RNA. Its product is annotated as leucine-rich repeats and immunoglobulin-like domains protein 1. Gene Ontology annotation, molecular function: protein binding. The transcript is spliced from 12 exons. The coding region runs from base 333 to 2810 and encodes 825 amino acids. The record is from RefSeq and is a predicted model, not a curated record. NCBI's taxonomy places the organism in Eukaryota, Metazoa, Chordata, Leptocardii, Amphioxiformes, Branchiostomatidae.